GAUUGUGAACAACCAGAAGCCACAGCGCAGCGGUAGUUUUGGAUUUGAAGAUGGGGGACGAUUUAGGUGAUGACUGGUGGGAACAAAAGGGCAAUUCGGAUUCCCCCGUGGGAGAGGAGGAGAGCGAAGAACCGGAGAAACAGCCCACAGAGCAAGCAUCCCCACGGGAGAAGAAAGGAAAGAAGAGGAAGAGUGUAACAGAAACCCCAGUCCCGGUCAAGAAGAAGACUGCACUGAAAUCACAGACUGCGUGUUUUAUGGCUCAGGAGAAGAAAGAGGAUGAAGGAGAAAAAAAGCCCAAGAAAAAGAGAAAGAAGAAGAAGAAGACUAUCACAGACGUCCUCGCCACCUCGGAACCCAAACCGGGCUCUCCGGGUGACCUGCAGAGCCUGGUUCUAGAACACUUCAAAGACAAACGCUCCGUCAUCGAGCUGGAGGAUCUCAAACUACAGGAUUCCUGCUUCGUGAGGAGUAAUGACCUCACACACAGCCUCUCCUCCUACCUGAAAGAAAUUUGUCCCAAAUGGGCUAAGGUCCAGAAGCAGCACACAGAGAAGAGUUCUGUGGUUCUGCUCAUCGUCUGUAGCGCCGCGCUAAGAGUCAUCGAGCUCAUCAAACAGUUAACCACCUUCAAGGGAGAGGCCAAAGUGCUGAAGCUGUUUGCAAAGCACAUCAAGGUAGAGGAGCAGGUGAAGCUCCUACAGACGGGGGUGACACACAUCGGGGUGGGGACGCCAGGGAGACUGAGUGCCCUCAUUGAGAAAGAGGGUCUGACCCUGCCUCCCCUGCGUUUCCUGGUUCUGGACUGGAACUGGAGAGACCAGAAGCUUCGCAGGAUGGUGGAUGUUCCUGAGGUCAAAGGUGACUUGCUGAAGCUGCUGGAUAUGGGGAUCUUGAAAGGUUGUAGGGAAGGAAAAGUCAAAGUGGGACUGUUCUGAUACAAACACACACCUAGUGCCAUAAUCCUCCAUUUUUUUAAUUUCACCUUUAUUUAACCAGGUAGGCCAGUUGAGAACAAGUUCUCAUUUACAACUGCG
Messenger RNA from Salvelinus namaycush (lake trout), 1037 nucleotides. It is a transcript of the gene cmss1, whose product is annotated as cms1 ribosomal small subunit homolog. The record is from RefSeq and is a predicted model, not a curated record. The transcript has 10 exons. Bases 51 to 938 code for a protein of 295 amino acids. Gene Ontology annotation, cellular component: nucleus; 90S preribosome. NCBI's taxonomy places the organism in Eukaryota, Metazoa, Chordata, Actinopteri, Salmoniformes, Salmonidae.